This is a messenger RNA of Annulohypoxylon maeteangense, 3310 nucleotides long. RefSeq names its product Coatomer, gamma subunit. Gene Ontology annotation, molecular function: structural molecule activity. Gene Ontology annotation, cellular component: endoplasmic reticulum-Golgi intermediate compartment; Golgi membrane; COPI vesicle coat. Gene Ontology annotation, biological process: intra-Golgi vesicle-mediated transport; intracellular protein transport; protein secretion. The record is from RefSeq and is a predicted model, not a curated record. NCBI's taxonomy places the organism in Eukaryota, Fungi, Ascomycota, Sordariomycetes, Xylariales, Hypoxylaceae. Bases 80 to 2833 code for a protein of 917 amino acids. The transcript has 5 exons.
AUAGAAUUCGAGAAUUAGACCAACGAACCGCGAUCUUCUUCAACUUUCACCCUCAAUCCAAGCCGUCUCACCGCCCAUCAUGAGUUACGGCAAGAAAGAUGAAGAUGCCGACCUCGGCCUGGUCAAGGUCGACCGUACCCAGGUUUUCCAAGAAGCUCGAUUGUUUAACAGUUCCCCUAUCCAACCCCGAAGAUGUCGCAUACUCUUAACGAAGAUUGCUCUCUUAUUAUAUACCGGAGAGAAGUUCCCGACAAAUGAAGCCACCACCCUAUUCUUCGGUAUUUCGAAGCUAUUCCAAAAUAAAGAUGCCAGCUUGCGACAGAUGGUCCAUCUCGUCAUUAAGGAGAUUGCCAACUCCGCCGAGGAUAUUAUUAUGGUCACGAGCACUAUAAUGAAGGAUACUGGUGGUAGCACAGACGCAAUUUAUAGACCAAAUGCUAUCCGAGCUCUGUGUCGCAUUAUCGACGCGACCACCGUCCAAUCGAUCGAGCGUGUGAUGAAGACAGCGAUAGUCGACAAGAACCCCUCAGUAUCCUCCGCCGCUCUCGUAUCCUCCUACCACCUCCUACCUAUCGCCAAGGAUGUCGUUCGACGGUGGCAGUCCGAAACCCAGGAGGCUGCAGCUUCAACCAAGUCCUCCGGGGGCUUCUCUUUAGGAUUCUCAUCUUCUUCCGCCUCCCUCCCAGUCAACAACUCGACUAUGACCCAGUACCACGCCAUUGGUCUUCUAUACCAGAUGCGGGCACAUGAUAGGAUGGCUCUAGUCAAAAUGGUGCAACAAUUCGGUGCUGCCGGUGCCGUUAAGAGCCCUGCCGCCAUAGUGAUGCUAGUCAGGUUAGCUGCGCAAUUAGCUGAGGAGGAUCAGUCACUCAGAAAACCCAUGAUGCAACUAUUAGAUGGAUGGUUAAGGCACAAGAGCGAAAUGGUUAACUUCGAGGCUGCUAAGGCGAUCUGCGAUAUAAGAGACGUCACGGAUGCCGAGGUCACUCAAGCCGUCCACGUCUUGCAGCUAUUCCUUUCUUCGCCUCGCGCUGUCACUAAAUUCGCUGCCCUGCGAAUUCUGCAUAACUUCGCCUCCUUCAAGCCACAAGCGGUCAACGUUUGCAACCCCGAUAUCGAGGCCCUCAUCUCGAAUAGCAACCGAUCAAUCGCUACGUUUGCUAUCACUACGCUCUUGAAGACCGGUAAUGAAGCGAGUGUGGAUCGAUUGAUGAAGCAAAUCACUGGGUUUAUGUCCGAAAUCACGGACGAAUUCAAGAUCACUAUUGUUGAGGCUAUCCGAACGCUUUGCCUCAAGUUCCCAAGCAAACAGGCUGGCAUGCUUGCUUUCCUCAGCGGUAUUCUGCGCGACGAGGGUGGUUAUGAGUUCAAGCGUGCUGUAGUGGAAAGCAUGUUCGAUCUUAUCAAAUUCGUGCCGGAUUCUAAGGAAGAUGCUCUCGCUCACCUCUGCGAGUUCAUCGAAGACUGCGAGUUUACCAAGCUGGCCGUUCGCAUCCUACACUUACUCGGUCUAGAAGGACCUAAGACCUCUCAACCCACCAAGUACAUCCGAUAUAUUUACAACCGAGUUGUUCUCGAAAACGCCAUAGUGAGGGCGGCUGCUGUUACUGCUCUAGCCAAGUUCGGCGUAGGCCAGAAGGACCCCGAGGUAAAACGUAGUGUCGAUGUCCUACUAACUCGGUGCCUGGAUGAUGUUGAUGACGAGGUCCGUGACCGUGCUGCACUUAACCUUAGAUUAAUGCACGAGGAAGAUGACCUAGGUGAUCGCUUCAUCAAGAACGAAAACAUGUUCUCUCUUCCUUACUUCGAACAUCAACUUGUCAUGUAUGUGACCUCGGAUGACAAGUCAGCUUUCGAAAAUCCUUUCGAUAUCGCCCAGAUCCCGGUCGUCACCCGGGAACAAGCAGAUGCCGAGGACAGGACGAAGAAGCUUACCGCAACUACGCCAUCCCUAAAGCCGCCCAAGACAGGACCCACAAAGACGGCAACGACAGGCCCCGAGGCGCAAGCUUCGGCGGUUGCUGCGGCUCAGAAGUACGCCCAAGAGCUUAUGGCUAUCCCAGAAAUGAAGGAAUUCGGCAGCGUCCUCAAGUCGUCUCCUGUUGUCGAACUGACCGAGGCCGAGACAGAAUAUGUCGUAUCUGUUGUCAAGCAUAUCUUCAAAGAGCAUAUUGUACUUCAGUAUGAGGUUAAGAACACUCUCGAAGCAACAGUUCUCGAGAAUGUGUCUGUUGUAGCCACACCCUCUGACGAGGAAGAACUAGAGGAAGUAUUCAUUAUCCAAGCAGAGAAGCUUGCUACAGGCGAGCCCGGAAAGAUUUACGUAGCCUUCAAGAAGAUUGGCGGCGAAGGAUCGUUACCUACAGCCACAUUCUCCAACAUACUUAAGUUUACGAGUAAGGAGAUCGACCCUACUACGAAUGAGCCUGAGGAGACCGGCUACGAUGAUGAGUACGAGGUGUCAGAUUUCGAUCUUGCGGGUAGUGAUUACGUAAUACCCACGUUUGCAGGAAACUUCAACCACGUGUGGGAGCAAGUCGGCGCCGCCGGCGAAGAGGCUGAGGAGACUAUGCAAUUGUCAGGUGUGAACAGCAUUGCAGACGCUACGGAACAGCUCGCCAAAGCACUUUCGCUACAACCGUUAGAAGGCACAGACGUACCAGUCAACCAGACAACACAUCAACUGAAGCUUCUCGGCAAGACAGUAAACGGUGGAAGAGUAGUGGCACAUGUCAGGAUGGCAUACUCAUCCAAGUCGGGCGUAACAACCAAGAUCACAGUACGCAGCGAAGAGGAGAACGUGGCUGCGAUGGUGGUAGCGUCCGUGGCAUAAUAAUGAAGGUUUCUGGAAAGGCGUUUCUGCAAAAAAUGAUGAGCGAUGUCCUUUCGGUUUUUGAGGGUAUCUCACCUACCUGGUAGGUUAUGCAUAUUAUUAGAGUAUGGAGAAAGGGGCGGGUGGCAGGGCUUGUAGUGAGAGGACUCGAGUUGAGGUGAGCUAAGGACCGAAUCCCCAAUGUUUAUAAGAGAAGAAGAGGGAGAGAAGAAUGUCUUGGUAGGCCUUUGAGUGCCGUAACAAAACCAGAAUAUGAAUUGAUCAAUAAUGAAAAUUGAUUUGGUUCAUGCCAGGUGUAUCGAUCGGGUGAUAUGAAUCAAUUCAGGCAUUGAGGUUAUACACUGACAAGGGUGAUAGGGUUUGGUAGAGUCACAGGGGUUACAGUGGUUGCAGGGGUACUAUGGCGCGAACUUUAGGGACCCUUGUACCCCAUUAACACGUCAGACGCGCAAAUCAGUCGCGCUAAUUGGAACCCAC